Molecule: messenger RNA, 3983 nt
Organism: Apodemus sylvaticus (European woodmouse)
Lineage: Eukaryota; Metazoa; Chordata; Mammalia; Rodentia; Muridae
Gene: Tnfsf10
Product: TNF superfamily member 10
Exons: 5
Coding region: 239-1114 (291 amino acids)
Biological process (GO): immune response
Cellular component (GO): membrane
Molecular function (GO): CD40 receptor binding; tumor necrosis factor receptor binding
Source: RefSeq, a predicted model, not a curated record
UCAGAGCCCUGGAUAUGGGCGUUGCAGCAUCACCCGGGGCAAGGUCUCUGUGCAGGAGGGUUUAUGUGCUCUACUUCCUGAGAUACGGGUGGAUGCAGCUGCCUUGCUCAGUUUCACUUUUGGUCCCAACCGUAGUAAAAAGAAACUACAUGGGCUCUCUGCUUUCUAACUGUAGUCGCGUUAGUCACUACUGCUGGGUUUCAAGGCUGCCCUGGGGAAGUCAGACCUGGACAGCAGCAUGCCUUCCACAGGAGCCUUGAAGGGCCCCAGCCUCGGUCAGUACUUCAGGAUGAUGGUGAUCUGCAUAGUGCUCCUGCAGGUGCUCUUGCAGGCUGUGUCUGUGGCUGUGACUUACAUGUACUUCACCAACAAGAUGAAGCAGCUACAGGACAAUUACUCCAAAAUCGGACUAGCUUGCUUCUUAAAGGAAAACGAGGAUUUCUGGGACUCCACUGACGAAGACAUCUUGAACAGACCCUGCUUGCAAGCCAAGAGGCAACUGUAUCAGCUCAUUGAAGAGGUGACUUUGAGAACCUUUGAGACAACCAUUUCUGCAGUUCCAGAAAAGCAGCUAAGUACGCCUCCCUUGCCCAGGGGUAGACGGCCUCAGACAGUGGCGGCACACAUCACUGGGAUCACCCGGAGAAGCAACUCAGUCUUAAUUCCAUACUCCAAGGAUGGAAAGACCUUGGGCCAGAAGAUAGAAUCCUGGGAGUCGUCUCGGAAGGGGCAUUCGUUUCUCAGCCACGUGCUUCUUAGGAAGGGAGAGCUGGUCAUCCAGCAGCCGGGCCUGUAUUACAUCUACUCCCAGACGUACUUCCGAUUUCAGGAGGCUGAAGAAGCUUCCAAGACAGUCUCCAAGGACAGAGGGAGAAUCAAACAGAUGGUGCAGUACAUCUACAAAUACACCAGCUAUCCGGAUCCCAUCAUGCUGAUGAAGAGCGCCAGGAACAGCUGUUGGUCCACGGAGGCCGAGUACGGGCUGUACUCCAUCUAUCAGGGGGGACUGUUCGAGCUCAAAGAGAACGACAGGGUUUUUGUUUCUGUGACGAAUGAGCAUUUGAUGGACCUGGAUCAAGAAGCCAGCUUUUUUGGAGCCUUUUUAAUUAACUAAAUGACCUUCAAAGAUCAAACACAGCCCUAAAAUACCCAGUAAUCUUCUAGGUUGAAGGCAUGCCCGGAAAGCGACUGAACUGGUCAGGGUAUGGUCUGGCUGUGGAAACCUCAGGACAGAUGUGACAGAGAAGCAGCUGUAACACAGCAGCCCCAGGCCAAGAGCCCAGCCACAGACCCUUUCAGUGUUUCAGCAAGAGACGUGCUUUCUUCCCCCCAAAUAAGAUCACUGUAGCCUUUCAGCGUUCUACCUGGUACCAGUUUGCAGAGAUCUAGAAGAUAUCCAGUUUCUAAAUAUCUAUGCAACACUUGAUAAUUUUCACCUUUGUUAUCUGGUCCAGGGGUGUAAAACCCAGUGCUCAAGGGCUGUGUGAAGACUAGGACAGCUAUGACUGCAGGUCAGCAUAAAAAUCACAGAAUAUCUCACCUGUAACAUGUGUGUGUGUGUGUGUGUGUGUGUGUGUGUGAGAGAGAGAGAGAGAGAGAGAGAGAGAGAGAGAGAGAGAGAGAGACUGUUCUUUAUGGUAACCGAUUAUGUUUUUCUCAAGUGUGAACUCUGUACACGAUAACAUUAUGUCCCAUUAUGUCCCAUCAUUAGUGGGUAACUUGCCCAAAGAAUGUAUGAAAUCUCCAGGCAAUGAACAAGAACAGCCCAAGAAAGAGGCCUGCAGAGCCAUACGGCAGGGCUGCUGUAGCCAGCUGGAGCUCAGCUCCUGUCACCGCAUGCCCUGGGUACCAGAUGUAGAGUUGGAGGAGUCUUGCCCCAUGGAUCUAGGUCUUUGGUACCUCUCUCCUUGAUGUGGUCCCAGCCCUCCUUUGCUUGUUUGCUAGUUUUGAGACAAAGCAUGAUGUAUCCCAGGCUGGCCUCAAAUAUAGUAUGUAGUCAAGGGUGGUUUCUAACUGUGUAACCUCCUGCCUCCAAGAGCUGCUGAGAUUAUAGACAUGUGCCACCUGCCCGGUUUGUGUAGAGAUGGGCUUCUUGUACAUGUGACAACCACUCCACCCCUGAGCUACGUCCCAGCCCCAUUCCUUCCUUUUCUGAAUGGGAAUAUUUACUUUGUGUCCCUAUAUUCUAGAAGGAACAACAGCAAAGAAUUUGCUAGAAUCCAAAGCCUACGAUGCAGGAAGCGAGAAUGGAGAGAAUAUUCUAGAAUGAUAACUUUCUGGGCAAUCGUGAGUCCUUUUAUAAAAGGCACGAAUACUUAUCUGUUUGAAAAGGAAAUCAAUUUGGGGGUGGGGAGGGGGUUGUCCUUUCCUGUUGAGUUCCAGCCCAACAAACCAUCUGACUUGAACACUAAAGUGAACCUGCCACUCUAGCUCGACCAGACUGGGAACCUGGGCCAGCACAGGGACAAUGAACCCAGGGCGAGAGGUCAGUUCUGCUGUUCUGGAGAAGUGUCUAGGUAAAAGCUUCAUUUCAAAAGGGGCCACUUUAUUGUCACACACCAUGAGUGCCACCAGGUGGCGAGGUUCCCUUCAUUUCCUCAGCAUCAGGUCUUUUAAGGGUUUUAAAUUCUCGGGUUUAAAAACAAAACAAAAACAAAGAAAGGUUGCUUACCUUUGGACUAUAGGCACUUGGGGCUAAAGACAAGAAAUAGGUUUGUGCACCCAGAUGGAGCACCGGUCUUUAGCUGAAUCUGUGAGGAACAGGGUGGGGCUUCACAUGGUAAAGUCCCAGACUCUUGAGGUCUCGUUUAUUUGGUUGCUUGGAUUUGGUUUUCUGAGACAGUGUAGUUUUGACUAUCCUGGAACUUGAGACCGCGAAUGCAGAGAUUCACCUGGCCUUGGGCUCCAGACCACUGGAGUUAAGGGCGUGCUCCACUGUGCUUGUCCUAAUUGCUUUUGUGUUGGGUUCUAGGGCAUGCUGGUCUUUCUUCCUAAAAGCCCUCAGAAAGCCAUACUGAAGAUGAUCUAAUUAUAAUCCAUAGACAUAGAGAGAGGAACGGGGUUCCGAGUUUUCCCAUUCAGUGUCAAAUCCAUCCACAAAACACUGAGAUCAUGAAAUAUAACCUCUAGAUUUUGCAUAAUAAUAUUUUGAAGAGAGUUUCACCAUAGGCUUCCUGUGAGACUACAUUUGGGUCCUGUGUUAAGAAUCUGAGGUGUGUUGUUUUGUUUGAUUGUGUUGUGGUUUUGUUUUGCUUUUUGCUUUUGUUUUUAAGUGAAUCAGAAUUGUUUUUAAGUGAACCAGAAUUUAAGUCGACUUUUGUAAAUUGUCUUGGUCCCAAGGGCGGGCUCUGUGAAGUCUGGCUUCUGCCCUGUCUCCUGCUAUUAUAGACUGUGGCCUUUGCCACUUCAUCACUGCCUGCAUCUUUUCUUGGAGAAAGGGUCUCUCCCAUUACUGGCAGCUAGCAGUGCUCUGAGGCUCUCCAAUAAGUGGCCAUGCAUGCUUUUUACAGGGAUGCUGGGGAUUUGAACCUGGGUUCUCCUGCUUGUUCAGUUCAACUGUUCUUAACCCUGAACCAUCUUCCCAGCCCCAUCGCUGCUACUUUUUUUUCUUGGCAAAUUAUUUUGAUUCUUCGUUUUCUUCCAAGUAUUACGUUAACUAUUUGCCAUAGUUUGGCAUAUAACACUUUCAUUAUCAAUGUCAGAAAUUGUGUUUAACCAGUUUUUCUUAUUCUUGAAAAAGUGUUAAAUAGAUAUUUUCAGUUGUGAGACAUGAAAAGUCUUAAAGAAAAAUUUUCUUCUUCUUUUUUUCUCUUUUUUCUUCCAUGUUAAUAGCAGUGAAUCUGGAAAGAAAACUAGCUGUGAUGUUGAUUAUUUCAAAUGUAUUGAUGCCAUUUUGUGGGCUGGGAAAUGUUAAACUUUAUAAACUCUGAAACAUGAAAAGUGUUGCUUUGAAUUUUAUCUUAAUAAAAACAAAAGCGAGUGCA